GACACUCAUGGCGUGCCAUAUUAUCCUCGAGGGUAUGACUCCCUUGAUAUAGCGCAAACGUUGCAUCCUACCAAUUAGAAUAUCUUUUACAUGGCAGCACACUAAACUCGACGUGCCUACAUCUAGAGAACGGCCCUGGACCUACGUUCGUUUCUUCGCUACCGUCGAUGGGAGAGAGAACUUGACCUGCGCUUCUAAACCUGGGGUUAAAAAACAUGGUCUAGAUCAAAUAUUUCUGACGUACAAAGAAUCUAGUCAUAUGCGCCGGACAGCAAACUUUGCCAAACGUGUUCUCAUUCUCGAAGAUGCCCCUGCGAAGGAUCGGCGAGCAAGGUCAAGCUCAGACUCGAUUCCAGCCGUUGGACUGGAGCUUUGGCAAAACUUUGACUCUAUAGACCCAUCUAAAACUGACAAGAGCAGAAUGGUCGGGUUACACGACCAGAGACGGGACGUGUUUAUCAGCAUGGCAGGUUGCGUUUUUGGAGUUGACUGUAUGUUGCCGUGAAACCCGGACGCAUGUCGCUCAUCUUACAGGUAGAGAUUGCUGCUAGGCGGCACAACUAGCGGCUUCUCAAAGCUCGAGCGUACAACACGAAUUGUAUUCGGAGUUGAAUCGGAAUCAUGGACCUUGAUGGGAAAGACUCCGAUUAGAAUGAUGCGAAAAGCGCUUCUUCUGGAGCUCCGAGUUUGUUCGUACUGUCAUGUACACUUGCUCUGUACCCUCUUGCCGCCGUCCCAACCUAUACGGUGCCUCUUGUCUCUUAUGUGAGCGACGCUUCUGCGUGGAACAUCUCGGGAAGGAGUAUCAUCCUUGCCCGGAUCGCUCUAUCGAGAGUGAACAAGAUGCAUACCACGACGCCUGGGUUGAUGCGCGGGUUGUAGAAAUCAACAAGCUUAUUGCUUCAUUGGACUUGGAUGCACUGUGCGCUCGUGCGUCUUCUCUAAAGGGUGGCGUCAGGUGCGAAACCCCGCCUCUGGUAUAUGAUGAAGAUACAUGCUACAUCAUGAUGGGUGGCAUGAAUUACCACUUCCCCCUCAAAUUUGACGACGGGGAUACGUGGAUCUGUCGCAUUCGCAGGGUAAAUAUAAACACGCCACCUGCAGCCAUCGAGGACGUGGUCAUCCAGAGCGAGGUUGCAACGAUGCGUUUCUUGCACAGCGUCGGCGUCCCAGUACCUCGAGUCCAUGAUUUUGGACUCCAUACUUCCGACAACCCUGUAGGCACUGCCUAUAUCCUGAUGGACGAGGUCAAUGGCGAGCCUCUUAAUUGGACUUACAUUGAUGAAGGUGACAAGAAGUACAUCCUCGAGCAGUACGCCGACAUCUUCAUCAAGCUAUCCGGCCAUUCCUUUAAUGCCAUAGGUGGUCUUCAAUCACGAGAUGAUGAGUUUUACGACGUCGGUCCGUUUACCGCAUACACGAGCUUCCUUGCGGAUCUGCAUCCAGAUGGUGCUGUCUCUCUGCUUGGUCCAUAUGAUACUCACGAGACAUACCUCCGUGCUGUCCUCGAGCGCACCCUCGAGUACAUCCACUCUGGAAAGGGCUAUGUGAAGAAUCGAGUUGAUAACUAUCUACUGCACAAGUAUCUUUACGAAUGCAUUCCAGAUAUCGUGAAGGCGACGAAUACCGAUGGCGGCUUCUUUCUGAAGCACAUGGACGAUAAAGGUGACCAUAUCCUUGUGGAUGAGGGCAACAACAUUGUUGGGGUGGUGGACUGGGAAUGGGCGCAGACCGUUCCGAAAGCUGAAGCCUUUGCAGCCCCGUCGUUCAUUGCCGGAGUCGACAAAUAUUUUGGUGAUGCGGACGUGGAACUUAGUGAUGAUGAAAUUCUUUUCGCGGAUAUACUUGAUGGUAAAGGGAAGGAGGAGCUUGCGAUGCUUGUCCGCAAUGGUCGCCUGCAACAUCGCAUUUGGCGCAGCAUUUUCGAGAACAAGACUGCCGAGAACCUCCCAGACUCUUUCGUGAGCCUUCAGACGUCUCUUUUUGGAGCAAAUAACACUCCGGUUGAAUGGGAAACAUGGAAGGGACUUGCUUUAAUAAAGUAUAAAGAUGAUAUUGGGUUGCAGCGGCUCCUUACUGAAGCCCGUCUAUUAUGACCUUGUUUCAAUAUGGUUGUCGACCUGCGGGAGGUCUUGCCAACGUUGUGGUUAUCGUAUGUGACAUUCUGUUUGUGUUUCCGUCUUCAACUUUCUUAGAUGUAAUACGUCCACCUUGUUUGUGUUCUAGCGCGUUGUACUUCGGAUUUAAAUCGUAAUUGCCCCUGACCUUUGACCACCUAUUUUUCAUACGUACUACAGUAGAUACCUACAUCGAGGGAUUCAGAAGUAAUCUCUAUAGUUCGAAGUAGUUUCAAGUAGUUUCAAGUAAAAAAUCUGAUAAUUCCUAGUAAAUUUGAUGAUUUUCGGGGAUCGUUAGGGAGUCCGG
Somion occarium is the source of this 2424-nucleotide messenger RNA. NCBI's taxonomy places the organism in Eukaryota, Fungi, Basidiomycota, Agaricomycetes, Polyporales, Cerrenaceae. The record is from the annotation of a GenBank genome assembly.